AUGAAAGCUCCGGCAGUGAACGCUGAAGGCAGUGAAAAUGCGAAGAUCACCUCCUCUGUUGUUGUAGUAAUUCCAGGCCUAAGCUCUUGCCAGGCCGCAUUUUCCUGCGAUAGCAUGCUCGAAACACAACUUGGCAGCAAGUUCUCCGUACCCAUAAUGAUCUUCGGAACGUCCGUCACUUUCUUUUCUCUGGCCCUCGCCGUCGCUGCAACGCGGAUCCACAAUGGCGCUCCAGACUGUGAUAUAUUUUGUUUCCAACUGGCUCAUUCAAGACUGAUCUGUGCCCCGACUCUAGUUGAAGGCCACGGAUGCCUCGCGGUAAGGGAAAACCGCGACGGUGCAAUGGUCACCAUCGAGGAUUGCAGACUUGGCGACAUCAAAGAUAAACCGGACACAGUUCACUUCGACUGGGAGGUCGCGUUUUCCAAGAACGAGCUGUCCUCUAGCAAACAGCAAAUCAGGGUCUAUGGCGACAAGUGUCUUGAGUUCAUCACGGACACAGCGCAGAUUGGUACCUGCGACGAGAGCAACACUAAUACCAGACAACAGUGGAUUGCGCGGCCCGACUUCAGCCUUGAAUGGGCAGGCGCGGCCUCUGGUCAGUGUCUCGACCUCCGAGAUCACGAAGCCAGCUUUGGAACGCCUGCGGUGGUUUCGCUCUGCUCUGCCCACACAACUCAGGACUGGGCUGCCGCCCCCAUGACCAAGCCUGGUAUCUGGCUCACAAGCUUCGACAGUAACGAGAAGGGCACGCCGUACUGCAUGGCGGCCUCAUCCCAGGAUGACCAAGCGCCUGUCGCCCUCGUCAGAUGCACUGCCCUGCGGGAGCUCUACCCCACCGGAAGCGUCACGUGGACCGUCCCCGCCAUCCCCUUCAGCGGCUACAUCCGCACGCCCAACGACAAGUGUCUCACCGCGCGCUUCCGAACUGAGGGCGGCAGACUCACCGUCGAGGCCUGUCCCGCGCGAACGGGCGUCAACUCCAACCAGCGCUUCGUCCCGCUUCACGACGGGCGCUUCCAGCUGGAGGGCACCAACUUCUGUGUCGAUUUGACUGAUGGCCAGCCUCUUGUAGGAAACCCGCUCCAAAUCUCCGGGUGCGACGGCACACCAAACCAGAUAUGGACUCGUGUUGAGCGAAUUCGUCGGUUGCCAUCUUAUUAG
Molecule: messenger RNA, 1164 nt
Organism: Mycena indigotica
Lineage: Eukaryota; Fungi; Basidiomycota; Agaricomycetes; Agaricales; Mycenaceae
Exons: 5
Coding region: 1-1164 (387 amino acids)
Source: RefSeq, a predicted model, not a curated record